UUUCUUUCAUUUCCUCGAUCGACAACGAGCGAAGCGAAGGCGUUCGUUCGAUCGCUUGGUCAGGUUCACGUCAUCUUUUUAUCUUCCAAUGUCUGAUUUUUGUAUCCCACAUGCUUAGGGGUAACCGAAACAAGAAAAAAUCAAAGAAUCCUAGAACGAGAAGAAAAGUGCGAGUGAGAUUGGCCGUAUUAAAUGUAAACUAGAAAGUGUGUGAAUUGAGUUGAAGUGUUCGAAGUCCGGUUCUAUCUGGUAAAAGUCGGUUCAAGAGUUCGACACCCUUUCUUUAUUUUAACUUUAGUGGUGUUUUAAAUACUUUUUGUCCUUUAUUCGGCAAUAUUUUAGUGUUAAUAGUAAUUACAUAAACGUCAAAGAUGUCUGAAGAAUCGUCUGCUGACCGUAACGUAGAAAUAUGGAAGAUCAAAAAGCUGAUCAAGAGCUUGGAAAUGGCUAGAGGAAAUGGUACAUCAAUGAUAUCUCUUAUAAUACCACCAAAGGAUCAGAUCUCCCGGGUAUCAAAGAUGUUGGCUGAUGAAUUUGGUACAGCGUCUAACAUCAAAUCCCGUGUCAAUCGGCUCUCUGUACUCGGAGCUAUCACCUCUGUACAGCAUCGUCUGAAGCUAUAUACAAAAGUACCACCAAACGGCCUGGUUAUAUACUGUGGUACAAUCGUGACAGAAGAAGGCAAAGAAAAGAAAGUGAACAUUGAUUUUGAACCUUUUAAACCAAUUAAUACAUCUCUAUAUUUGUGUGACAAUAAGUUUCAUACUGAAGCAUUAACAGCACUACUCGCUGAUGAUAAUAAAUUUGGUUUUAUCGUAAUGGAUGGUAACGGAGCCUUGUUUGGAACACUUCAAGGAAAUACAAGAGAGGUGCUACACAAAUUCACAGUAGAUUUACCGAAGAAGCACGGUCGUGGUGGUCAGUCAGCGUUGCGUUUCGCGCGUCUUCGUAUGGAAAAGAGACACAACUAUGUCCGGAAAGUGGCUGAAGUGGCCACACAGUUAUUUAUCAGUCAAGAUAAGCCGAAUGUGGCCGGUUUGAUCCUUGCCGGUUCUGCUGACUUCAAGACUGAGCUGUCGCAGUCUGAUAUGUUUGACCCGCGUCUACAAUCGAAAAUCAUCAAGCUAGUCGACGUGUCGUACGGUGGCGAGAACGGAUUUAACCAAGCGAUCGAAUUGGCCGCCGAGUCACUGCAAAACGUUAAAUUUAUACAAGAAAAGAAAUUAAUCGGACGGUACUUCGAUGAAAUUUCUCAAGAUACUGGAAAGUACUGUUUCGGAGUUGAUGAUACGCUUCGCGCUUUGGAACUGGGUGCGGUCGAGACGCUCAUUUGUUGGGAGAAUCUUGAUAUUCAAAGAUAUGUGCUAAAAUCCCACGCGACCAAUCAAGAAACAAUUCUUCAUUUAACACCGGAACAAGAGAAGGACAAGUCGCACUUCACUGAUAAAGAGAGCGGAGUCGAACUGGAAUUGGUGGAAUGUCAGCCCUUGCUCGAGUGGUUGGCGAACAACUACAAGUCUUUUGGAGCUACACUUGAGAUUAUCACCGACAAGAGUCAAGAGGGGAGUCAGUUUGUACGCGGUUUUGGUGGAAUUGGCGGUCUACUCCGCUACAAGGUUGAUUUCCAAUCCAUGCAACUGGACGAUGAAGAGAUAGAUAAUUUGUAUGAUGUUGAUGAUUAUUAGAUAAUUUGAGAUGGAGAAUAGAUAGAUUGGGUUAGAUAGCUCUUUAUAACACACGUAAAAGAUUACACGGGCCGACACAUAAUUUCACUUUGACUUUGAAAAUUCUAUAUUUUAGGGAAAAAAAUACGAAAUGUUUUUGUACCUAGCAGAUAGUUUUUCAAAAUCUGUUUUGAAAUUGAGUAUUAUUAUAUUAUUUGAGUAAAUUUAUAAGGUAAAAUGAAUUUUUGUUUUUGUGCAAAAUUAAUAGAAAAAAAUUAACUUUAGAGAAAGAAUGACAUUUUUUGCCUGUUUUAAUCGCAAAUUCACCCAAGCGGUCUAUUCUCUAUGUUUCCAUGUCACAUCCCUAGCUGUUAGUGCUGUACCGGGCGAAAAAUUUUA
Messenger RNA from Pieris napi, 2063 nucleotides. It is a transcript of the gene eRF1, whose product is annotated as eukaryotic peptide chain release factor subunit 1. Gene Ontology annotation, biological process: cytoplasmic translational termination. Lineage: Eukaryota; Metazoa; Arthropoda; Insecta; Lepidoptera; Pieridae. The coding region runs from base 372 to 1685 and encodes 437 amino acids. The transcript has 9 exons. Gene Ontology annotation, cellular component: cytosol; translation release factor complex. The record is from RefSeq and is a predicted model, not a curated record. Gene Ontology annotation, molecular function: sequence-specific mRNA binding; translation release factor activity, codon specific.